Homarus americanus (American lobster) is the source of this 3575-nucleotide messenger RNA. It is a transcript of the gene E(z), whose product is annotated as histone-lysine N-methyltransferase E(z)-like. Bases 210 to 2798 code for a protein of 862 amino acids. Gene Ontology annotation, molecular function: histone H3K27 methyltransferase activity; protein binding. Lineage: Eukaryota; Metazoa; Arthropoda; Malacostraca; Decapoda; Nephropidae. Gene Ontology annotation, biological process: chromatin remodeling. The record is from RefSeq and is a predicted model, not a curated record. The transcript has 18 exons.
UGGAGGACUCAGCCAGAGACAAGACGCGGGACGGCGGUGCUAGGGAGCGUCAUUCAUCCCUUACACUAUUUCCCUCAAUAAUUUACAUGUGAUCUCGAACCCAAAUUGAGUUUGUUGUUUUUUUUAAUGUCGAGUGUGUAAACUGUCACGUUUGUGGGAUAAAAGAACCAAGAAUUUAUCCUUAUAUAGAGAGAUUAUGACCUAGUUUAAUGGUCUCAUAUUUCUGCACCUUGGGAGCUGCCGCUGGUGAGGCUGACCAGCGGGUGAAGAAGAUGAUGGGUGUCCGGGGGAAGGUGUCAGCCGAGUGGAAGAAGAGGGUCAAGUCAGAGUACACGCGGCUCAGGUCACUCAAGAGAUUCAAACGUGCCGACGAAAUCAAGGCCGCGUGGAAUGACAAUCGAGCCAAGUUAACUGACUUGUUAGAGCAAGAGGAUCAGACAGUGAUUGGGAUGGGACCUGUGUGGGUGUGUUCUGUGGAGGCUCCUCCCCACCAGGCAGUGAUGAGACGCACCCACAUAACUUCCUCUAGUGGAGAACCCCUCUCUGUCCCUAUUAAGACCAUCAAUGCUGUCAACCCCAUCCCUACCAUGUAUACUUGGGCACCUCUCCAACAGAACUUUAUGGUUGAAGAUGAAACUGUUCUUCACAAUAUUCCAUACAUGGGUGAUGAAGUCCUGGACCAAGAUGGUAAAUUUAUUGAGGAACUGAUCCGCAACUAUGAUGGCAAGGUUCAUGGUGACCGAGAGACUGGCUUUAUAGACGAUGAAAUAUUUGUUGAGCUUGUUGACACUCUGGUGCAACAGUAUCAGAAAAAAGAGAUGGGAAAGGACAAAAGUGAUAGGAGAAGUAUUGGGAGGAAGGAGACCAAGACAAAAGAUAAAGAAGAUGAUGAAGAAGAAGAGGAAGAGGAGGAGGAGGAAGAAGAAGAACAAGACGACGAAGAAGAAAAUAAUUCACGAAAUAAAGAGGAUGAAAGUUGGGAUGGUUCAAGCACUUCAGGGACCAAAGACUUCCCAUGUGCCUCCAUCUUCCAGGCUGUGUCUGCUCUUCCUGAUAAAGGUCUCCCAGAAGAACCUAGGAAAAGAUAUAUAGAACUAACUGACCCAACGGCACUUCCGCCUGAAUGUACUCCUAACAUCGAUGGGCCAAAUGCUGAGAGUGUCCCUCAGGAACAAACAAUGCACUCCUUCCACACACUCUUUUGCAGACGAUGCUUCAAAUACGACUGUUUUCUGCAACCCACCAAGGGAAGCACAGACGCCCCAGGGCUGCAGCCACCAUCCCUGGGGCAGCAGCCACCAUCCAUAGGUCUGCAACCACCAUCCUUGGGGCUGCAACCACAACACAGCCUCGCUACAUCCCACCCUCGGCCACAUGGUGGAAAAAGGAAGAGUCCAGAACUGCGGGCUCUGUCUGAUCCAUGUUCCCCGUUCUGCUAUUUACAUCUGCCUGAUGCCAAAGAAAAAAUGGUUGCAACAGCAUCCUCCUGUUCUACUGAUAAGUUGAGGGAUGACAAUGAAUCGUCAAACGAUGCCAAACCUCGAAAAAUCCGAAAGCAUGCUUCAGUUGACUCUGGCAAUGAAGCGAGCUCGGAGGACAGUAAUGACAGCAUGAGGAUGAGCGGCCGCAAGACUGACAAAACCAACUCAGGAUGUGUUGAUUUCGAAUGUAAAACAUCUGUGCUGUCAAUGAACACCAAUGGUACCCUAGGCACCAUCCACAGUAAGAGAGUUGUGGGUACAGAUUCAGAUGUUGUACGCACAAACAACAAAUAUGUUUAUACCAAACCCAUCACCCUUGAUAGUCUAGCAGCCAAAUUAAUGGAUACAACAGAUCCCUGCAACCUUGGAACAUGGCUGGGCUCAGAAGCUUCCAUGUUCCGAGUGUUACACAAAGUGUUCCUCAACAACUACUGUGCCAUUUCACAGGCUAUCUUUACCAAGACUUGUCAGCAGGUAUACUACUUUGCACAAAAAGAGGCAACAGACUUACCGACAGAUGCCAGCGUGAAGGACAACACUCCACCACGCAAGAAGAAGAAGAAACACCGCCUUUGGUCAAUGCAUUGUAGGAAAAUUCAGCUGAAGAAAGACUCUUCAAGCAACCAUGUGUACAACUACUCUCCGUGUGAUCAUCCCAACCAACCCUGUGACCAGAACUGUGCUUGUGUCAUGACACAAAACUUCUGUGAAAAGUUUUGUAACUGUAGUCCUGACUGUCAGAAUCGUUUUCCCGGUUGUCGAUGUAAGGCUUCCUGCAACACCAAACAGUGUCCGUGUUUCCUGGCUGUGCGGGAGUGUGAUCCUGAUCUGUGUGUGACGUGUGGAGCCCAUGAAUUUUCUAUCAAUAAAAUUACCUGCAAGAAUGUUUCAGUUCAGCGGGGAUUACACAAACACCUCCUUAUGGCACCGUCAGAUGUAGCCGGCUGGGGGAUAUACCUCAAAGAUUCAGCACAAAAAAACGAGUUUAUCUCAGAAUACUGUGGUGAAAUAAUCUCCCAGGAUGAAGCCGACCGCCGUGGUAAAGUGUACGACAAAUACAUGUGUUCCUUCCUCUUCAACCUUAAUAAUGACUUUGUGGUGGAUGCAACUCGUAAGGGAAAUAAAAUUAGAUUUGCUAAUCACUCAAUAAAUCCCAACUGCUAUGCUAAAGUGAUGAUGGUGAAUGGUGACCAUCGUAUUGGUAUCUUUGCUAAGAGGCACAUCCAAUCUGGCGAAGAACUCUUCUUUGAUUACAGAUAUGGACCAACAGAACAACUUAAGUUUGUUGGGAUUGAGAGAGAGAUGGAAUUUCUGUAAAUAGGACAAUCAGAAGCACACGCCAAUAAUUUUAACUUUCAUGGAGAUUUUUGUAGAAACUGCCAGCAACCAUUAUGAACAACAUGAGUAUUAUGAUGGCCUGUUAACACUAAAGUACAGUACAAUAUAAACAUACCAUAGUAACUUAACAUACAGGUAUUAAUUGUUCCCCAGCCAGGACUUAAUUUAUUUCCACCAUAGUUAAUAUUAUGUUACUUUACAUUUAUUCCUUGUAUUAUUUGCAUGAUUACUGUUAAUUAAUUUAUAUUUUUGACAUGUACAUAAAUGUUUGUUUGAUAUGCCAGUGGUUUAAGUGAUUGUAUGCUAAGACAUGAGACCGGUGUAGUGUAUAGCAACACAUGAGUCCUGUGUAGUGUAUAGCAACACAUGAGUCCUGUGUAGCGUAUAGCAAACACAUAGAGACCUGUGUAGUGUAUAGCAACACAUGAGACCUGUUUAGUGUAUAGCAUCACAUGAGUCCUGUGUAGUGUAUAACAACACAUGAGACCUGUGUAGUGUAUAGCAACACAUGAGUCUUGUGUAGUGUAUAGCAACACAUGAGACCGGUGUAGUGUAUAGCAACACAUGAGACCUGUGUAGUGUAUAGCAACACAUAUGAGUCCUGUGUAGUGUAUAGCAACACAUGAGACCUGUGUAGUGUAUAGCAACACGAGUCCUGUGUAGUGUAUAGCAACACAUAUGAGUCCUGUGUAGUGUAUAGCAACACAUGAGACCUGUGUAGUGUAUAGCAACACGAGUCCUGUGUAGUGUAUAGCA